AUGUGUAAAGUUCCACCCGAGAUCCAGCUUCUUAUUCUCCAGGAAUUGGAUGGACAGAAGGACGUUCUUCGCGAAUGUGCUCUGGUAUGCAAACUCUGGCACGAGCUCUGCCUCCCCGCGCUUUUUCGUGAACUGGUCAUCGACAUAGAGGAUCUACAGGCACACAGUGACUUCCUCGUCAACUCCCCCCAUAUACGCACUCAUAUUCGCAAACUCAAGUUUGAAUUCUCUCCGUUUCCUGUUCAUGUUCACCCUCGCGAAGACCAUAUGAUUGUGUCGCUUCUUCUAGGGCUUCCACGCUUAGACGAGCUCUUGUGCACCUCGAUUAUAUUCACCACACUGUCUACGGUGCUCCCACAACUGUCCAUCACAAAACUUUACCUCCAGGAAGAUAUUUACGCUCCCCGUGCCUUCCUUCCAGUUCUUCGAGCAGUCGCUGGGACACUUCGCUCCCUGACACUGGAGGAAUUCGUGUUUGUGGACGAAGACGAUCUCGCGAUCGAGAUCAGCGUCGGCCCCAUAAUUAUGACUGCCUUGGAAGAACUCGCUAUCGUGCAUUGUAAUAACCUUCCCCUCACUUCAAACGUUAUAAGGAUGCCCAGCUUGAAAAUCCUAUACUAUGGAGCUGGAUGGGCGGCGAUGGGUGAUGACAAUUUCGAGCCACUCAAUGUGGACAAUCUUUGCGUCCUCUGGUGGGAAGGAGAUAGACACCACCUCUUAGGCGCAGUCAAACAAGCAGCCAAUGAGUUCGCCAUCCCAUCGCAGAUCAGGCACAUCGAGAUCUUGCCUAGCGUCCUGUGCGGCGAGCGGGUGAAGUUGGACCAGCUAGAAGCGUAUGCUCUUGACCUCCGCCGGAGUGGGCGCCUUGAGCAACUGACCAUCACGGUCGGAAAGGACGACAUAUUGGGUUUUGGAUCGGUCGUCGACAGGCUGCCAACCUUGAGUGAUCUUGGUUUACUUGAUAUUCGAACCGGACGCCCCUCGGUUCUAUACCCCGGCUGUGAUGAGAAUAACAUACAACCGGAGUGGACAUUAUUCUGA
Molecule: messenger RNA, 1041 nt
Organism: Pleurotus ostreatus (oyster mushroom)
Lineage: Eukaryota; Fungi; Basidiomycota; Agaricomycetes; Agaricales; Pleurotaceae
Exons: 2
Coding region: 1-1041 (346 amino acids)
Molecular function (GO): protein binding
Source: RefSeq, a predicted model, not a curated record